AUGUCCACAUGCACUGCUCCAAGGGUGUGCGGCCAACACACUUUCACGAUCAAGGAUUACACCUUCAACAAGGGGCUUGGAGUUGGCCGGUUCAUUAGGUCGAAUACAUUCAGCGUUGGAGGGUUUGAAUGGUCAAUCAGAUACUACCCUGAUGGAAUUAACAAACAAAAUGAACAGUACAUCUCAUUGUCCCUUGAGCUAAUGAGUAAAAAUGAACAGGUGAGGGCAGUGUAUGCAUUCAGAUUGAAAACCACAUCAGUUCUCGUGUCGCAAUGGUCAUGUGUGGAUGAGCCUAAAAUUUUUAUUCCAGAAAGUACUAGAAGGUGCGUCUCAAGCAAAGAAAGGUUCGUGGAGAGAAGAUACUUGGAAGCAUCACCAUUUCUGGAGUCAGAUCACCUGGUAAUUGAGUGCAGCAUUAUAAUUCUGAAAGAUCCUUUGGUCUCAGAGACUGAAACUACCCCUGAAAUAGUGUUACCACCCUCAGAGCUGUCCAAAGAUUUUGAGAAAUUGCUAGAGUCGAAGGAAGGGUCAGAUGUUACUUUCUCUGUCAAAGACGAGCACUUUCCGGCGCACAGGAUUGUGCUUGCAGCAAGAUCUCCAGUUUUCAUGGCUGAGCUCUGUGGCCCUUGGAGAGAAAAAGAGGAAUUGUGCAUAACCGUGGAGGACAUGGAGCCAACUGCUUUUAAGGCUCUGCUACAAUAUAUCUACACAGACAACUUCCUUCCAAUGGAAGAUUAUGAUGAUAAAGAUAAGAAAGAGAUUGUUCAUCACUUGCUUCGAGCAGCUGAUCGGUAUUCAAUAGAAAGACUGAAGCUUGCUUGUGAGAGUUUCCUUUGCAUGAAUCUCGAUGUAGAGACAGUGACAGCUACAUUAGCACUAGCUGAUCAGCAUGGGUGCAACAAUCUCAAGGAUGCUUGCCUCAAAUAUAUAGCUUCUCCAGACAAAAUGGAGAAGGUGAUGGCAAGUGAACAGUAUGAUGGGCUAAAGAGAAAGUUCCCAAAUUUAUUAGUGGAUAUUUUGGAGGGUGUCUGCAAGUUCCGCAAAACCUAA
Molecule: messenger RNA, 1050 nt
Organism: Panicum virgatum (switchgrass)
Lineage: Eukaryota; Viridiplantae; Streptophyta; Magnoliopsida; Poales; Poaceae
Product: BTB/POZ and MATH domain-containing protein 2-like
Exons: 1
Coding region: 1-1050 (349 amino acids)
Biological process (GO): protein ubiquitination
Molecular function (GO): protein binding
Source: RefSeq, a predicted model, not a curated record